This is a messenger RNA of Teleopsis dalmanni, 2139 nucleotides long. Its product is annotated as sphingomyelin phosphodiesterase 1-like. Gene Ontology annotation, molecular function: acid sphingomyelin phosphodiesterase activity. The transcript is spliced from 6 exons. The record is from RefSeq and is a predicted model, not a curated record. Bases 36 to 2096 code for a protein of 686 amino acids. NCBI's taxonomy places the organism in Eukaryota, Metazoa, Arthropoda, Insecta, Diptera, Diopsidae. Gene Ontology annotation, biological process: ceramide biosynthetic process; sphingomyelin catabolic process. Gene Ontology annotation, cellular component: lysosome.
GUUACGUGAUUAAGCUAGUCUUGUUAAGCUAAAUAAUGUUGAUAUACAUUUUUUUCGGAAUAUUAUUAAGUUGCGAAGCAAUUCAUCUUCCAGGAGUUCCACAAGAUUUUACAAGUCAUUCUGAUGCCGUAUUAUCUGCGAUUUCCGAUAAUAUUGCUUAUAAGUUCGAAAAUGAAUACAUAUCUUUUUUAAAAACUGGAGUGGAAUCAGCAUCACUGCGACAAAUUUCAGAGCAGUUGGCAAAGUCACAUAGCAAGAAAGAUAUUUUCACCAAAGGAGUUGAUGAACUGAGUAGUGCCGAUCAGUUCUUUUUAUGUACAACAUGUAGGGCAACAGUAAAUAUAAUUGCCAAAAUGUUUCGUGAGGAUGACGGAGAACUGAAUGGCCCAAAUAAUGAGAAAGUUACAAAGGAAAUAGUGUUGGAAUUAUGUAAACGUUUAAAUAUUCAAACAGAAGAGGUUUGCGCUGGGUUAUAUGAUUCGAAUUGGCCAACUUGUGAAUAUAUAAUAAAAAAGAGUGAAAUGGAUUCGAGAAGUUUUUGUUCACUUUUCCUGGAGUUCAGUUUUUGUAACGUAAAAAGCGCUGAUUACAAUUGGACGCUUUCUAUUAAUUCAGGUGGACCAGUUAUCGAUGGACCAAAAGCUGAUGUCCCAAGUAGUGAUGGAGAAGUGCUUACUGUUUUACAUUUAACUGACAUUCAUUAUGAUCCAUUUUAUGAGCCAGGCUCAUUAGCAGAAUGCGAAGAACCUCUUUGUUGUCAACGGCACAAAGAAACUAGUGAAGGUACAAUUAAGGCGGCUGGUUAUUGGGGGGAUUUUAGAGACUGUGAUGCUCCUUGGCAUAUGAUAGAAGAUGCAUUGAAUCACAUUAAGGCAACACAUCCCCAUAUUGAUUACAUAUACCAGACCGGAGAUGUUGUAGACCACAUGGUAUGGGCAACAUCUGUUGAGAAAAAUACGGACGUUUUAUCUAAAGUAAGUAAUAAAUUACAAGAAAUGUUCCCAGAUGUCCCAGUAUUUUCUUGCAUUGGCAAUCAUGAACCACAUCCAUUAAAUGUUUUUAGUCCUGUUGAUGCAGAAGACCACUUAAAUACGAGAUGGUUAUAUGAGAGCUUGUAUAAUGACUGGUCAAAAUGGUUACCAUCAAGUACAGAGACAACAAUUCUCCAAGGAGGCUAUUAUACACAUUCACCAAAAGCUGGAUUCCGCCUUAUUGCUCUAAAUAACAAUGAUUGCUAUAAUAAUAAUUGGUGGUUGUAUCAUAGUGGCGAAAAUGCUCAACCACAACUAAAGUGGCUACAUGAUACAUUACUAGCUGCCGAAAAAGCAAAUGAAUAUGUUCAUAUAUUGGCACACAUACCUUCUGGUGAUGGAAGUUGCUGGUCUGUUUGGUCGCGUGAAUACAAUAAAAUUAUUGAGCGAUUUUCCAACACCAUUAGCGGCAUUUUUAAUGGGCAUUCCCACAAAGACGAAAUGAAUGUUCACUAUAGCUCCAAAGGACAUGCAAUUGGUAUAUCUUGGAAUGGAGGCAGUUUGACAACAUUUUCCGAUAAAAAUCCAAACUACAGAUUAUAUCAAAUUGAAACUAAAACAAUGCAAGUUGUAGACCAUGAAACGUGGAUUUUUAAUUUGACUGAAGCUAAUAUUCAUGGAAAAGAAAUCCGCCCAGUUUGGUUCAAAGAAUACACAUUUUCUUCAGAAUUCACUAAAGAAUUAUGUCCAGAUUGUAUAGACAAGUUAUUAGAUCAAAUGGCGGAAAAGCCAGAGUUACUCAGAAAAUUUUGGAGAUUUAAAAUGACUUCUGCUGACCCUAGAAUUGCUGCUGGUUGCAACAGAAACUGUUUGAUGAGUACAAUUUGCAGACUGGCAACUACAGUAAAUGACCAAAAAACACGUUGUGAUGAACUAACAAUCAAACUAGCUAAAGCGCUCGACGAAGAGAAUACUACGACAGCAUCUCCUAGUAGUACUUCCACUACACCGACUGAUCCCACAACGAAACGACCUGGUAACGAAGAUGAUGGAGCUUCAGCACUAAUUGCCAUGAGCAUAACUACGCUUUUAAUAUUAAGUGUUAUUGUAAAAAAUAUCCUCUAGGUUAAGGUAUUAUUUUUAAUCAGAAUCUAUAAAGUUUUAUAGU